AUGGGUCUGUCGAGCGCUGUGGAUUGGUGGGAGGAGUGGCAGCUGCGCAUCCUCGUCCUCGGCAGCCUCUUUGUCCAAUACCUCCUGCUCUGCUCUGCCCCCUUCCGUAAGUUUGCUAUUCCUUCCUGGUACAGAUCCAUCAUAUGGCUCGCAUACCUAGGCAGUGAUUCUGUAGCCAUAUACGCCCUGGCUACCCUCUUUAACCGCCAGAGGAGACAGGAUUAUGGUUCUGCAAACAGCAAUAGCAUCCUGGAGGUGGUGUGGGCGCCAGUUCUCCUGAUGCACCUCGGCGGACAGGACGUAAUAAGUGCCUACAAUAUCGAAGACAACGAGCUGUGGACACGGCAUGUCCUCACUGCAGUGUCUCAAGUCACAGUAGCUAUCUACGUGUUCUGCAAAUCAUGGCCAGGCACAGGCGGAGACACAAGGUUGUUGCUGGCAUCAAUCUGCUUCUUUGUCUCAGGGAUUGUCAAAUGCAUAGAGAAACCUUGGGCUCUCAAGAGAGCUAGCAUCAAUAGCCUAGUCAGCUCUUCUGAUACUGCCGCGAGGAUGGGAAGCAUGUUUGGCAAGACCAUUUCGCUUGAAGAGUACGUGCAAGAAGCAAGGAAUUUUGUCCAGUCCCAAGUAGAAGGGCAUGCAGUUGACCUUGAGCACAACCAUGUUCCUCAAGCCCAAGCAGAAACUGAUGCAGUGGAAUCCAACCAUCAUCGUCAAGCACAUGGAAAAGGUAAUGCUGCUGACCUUGAUCCCAACCAUAUUCUUCGAGCCCAAGGAGAGGCCAAUGGAAAAAGGCGCCUAAUCCAAAAAAGGGAAAAUAAUAGAAAAUAUGAUGUUCAGAUCCGUAAGAUAUUUGUGGACCUUGCAUCAUCGUAUACUGAUCGACUGGAUAUCCUAAAAUCCUUUUGGGUGCUUGAUGAGAAAAGAGCAUGCGCUUUUUUGCGAAAAGGGCUAUUAAACACAUUUGAUCUUCUCUACACCAAACAAAAGGUGAAUACAUCCAUGGAAAUUAUCAGAAAAAUUCAAGAAGCUAGAAAAGCAGAUAUUACAUUUCAGAACUUUUUUACUUGGUGCUUUUUGGCACUAGCUCUGUACCUGCCAUUUGCUGCCAUCGGCCUCUUCCACAAGAGUCACAGAGGCACUUAUAAUGUUAAUGAUGUCAAGGUUACAUAUGCCUUGUUCUGUUGUACUGCUGCGAUGCAGUUUUUUGCCAUGUACUUUCACAUGCUUGCAGCAGCUCUGAGCGGUUUACUGAUAUCAUCUGGCAUGGUUGCUCAGUAUAGCCUACUAAAUUUCUUUAUUCGCAACGAAAGGCACAGCAAGAAGAUGUGCGUUCUUAGUUCCUUCAACUGCAAGGACUUCCUUGACCAGCGUUGGUGCAUGAAGUCAUGCUCCUCAUCUUUCGGAAUUACAGAAUUGGUUCUUGGAUAUGUGAAAUGUUGCUGGGAGAAAGACAUAGUAGAUGCUGCCAGUUAUAGGAAAUUCAGUGAUCAGAGGGGCCAGUGGACUAUUCAGCGUAGUGGGUGCGACAAAGACCAGGAAUGGGGGCUAAACAGGUUGUUCGACGAGAGUGUCCUUCUCUGGCACAUCGCAACGGACUUGUGCUUCUACCAAAAGGGAGACACAUCAGCUAGUCGUGGAGAUGCCACAAAAUGCAGAGAAAUUUCCAACUACAUGGUAUACCUACUGUUUGUCCAUCCUGAGAUGCUAUUGCCCGGCACAAGACGAAAUCUGUUCAAGGCUGCUAACGCUGAACUGGAGGAGAUUUUCAAGGACGACAAGCCAUUACUCAAGGCCAUCCUCAAGGGUGGCAAGCCAUCGCUAAUGGAGAUUCCCAAGCGAAAGGGGCCAUUGCCUGAGCAGAUUGAAAGAAGACUUGUGGACAGUAUAAUCGCCAAGGUGCAACCAACAAAAUACAGCAAACAAGUUGAACACACAUACUUGGCACCAGCUGCACAGGAAGGUUUUAUCCAUGAGGCCCGGAAGAUUUCUGAACUAUUGUUGUCUUUGGGCGAUGAGAAGAUGUGGAAGGUGAUCAAAGGUGUGUGGGUGGAGAUGCUCUGCUUCUCAGCCAGUAGGUGCCGAGGAUUCCUACAUGCCAAGAGUUUGGGCACCGGCGGGGAGCUGCUCACAUAUGUAUGGCUCCUGCUGUCGCACAUGGGGAUGGAGACCUUGCCGGAGAGGGCACAGAGGAGGGAGCUUUCAAGUGAAGGAGGAAACAUGGGUGCUGCUCCGUUCACUUCGCGGGUCAGCAUCCCCACUGGGGAGGACAUGGUUUGA
Molecule: messenger RNA, 2277 nt
Organism: Triticum turgidum subsp. durum (durum wheat)
Lineage: Eukaryota; Viridiplantae; Streptophyta; Magnoliopsida; Poales; Poaceae
Source: the annotation of a GenBank genome assembly